Fusarium sp. VM40 is the source of this 975-nucleotide messenger RNA. NCBI's taxonomy places the organism in Eukaryota, Fungi, Ascomycota, Sordariomycetes, Hypocreales, Nectriaceae. The record is from the annotation of a GenBank genome assembly.
AUGCAGCGAGCGUCAUACGCGCAGUCGCCCCCUCUUCAUCACCCAGUUCCUCAGCAUGUCUCGACCGUCCCCCAACUAAGAUCACCGCCGCCUCCUCCAGGCUCUGCGCAGUCGCAGCAGGGCUACGCUGCCAAUGCCGGAGGAAACCCAUACCAGCAGCAGGGCGGCCCUAGCGGCAAUGUUUUUGGCGCAUACGGCAACUUCAUGAACGAUCCUACGGCGCAGGUGGCGGCGCAAUUCGGCCAGACAGCCUUUAAGCAUGGACAAGAGUAUGUGGAGCAGAACUUUGGUCGAUACGUGAACGUUUCCGCCCUUAAGCACUACUUCAACGUCUCCAACUCUUAUGUCGUCAACAAGCUAUUCCUCGUCCUUUUCCCCUGGAGGCACAAGCCUUGGUCGCGCAAGCAAGCCGUUGGACAAAAUGGACAAGAAGGCUGGUAUCUCCCCCCGCGAGACGACGUUAACAGUCCCGAUAUGUACAUUCCAGUCAUGGCACUGGUGACAUAUAUCCUUCUCUCGACCUUGAUCGCUGGUCUCAACCACCAGUUCCAACCAGAACUUCUCGGAAAGACAGCUACAAUCAGUCUCAUCGUUGUCAUAGUCGAGAUCUUCUUCCUCAAGCUGGGAUGUUAUCUAUUGAGCAUCUCUAGCCAGUCUCAGCUACUGGACUUGAUUGCCUAUUCCGGAUACAAGUUUGUCGGAAUUAUCGUCACCAUUGUCGUUGCUGAGAUCCUCAACGGUGGCAAGGGCACGGGCGGUUGGGUUGGUUGGUUGAUCUUUUUCUACACCUACCUGGCUAACUCACUCUUCUUGAUGCGAUCCCUUAAAUACGUACUUCUCCCUGAAACAUCACCUGGCUCCAGCGGACCGAUGCAGACAGAUUCACGAGCGAAACGCAGCCAACGCACAAAGUUUCUCUUUAUCUACUCAUACUUUGUGCAGCUCUUCUUUAUGUGGCUUCUCACCCGGGCGUAA